Messenger RNA from Tilletiaria anomala UBC 951, 1229 nucleotides. RefSeq lists its product as uncharacterized. The record is from RefSeq and is a predicted model, not a curated record. The transcript is spliced from 3 exons. Lineage: Eukaryota; Fungi; Basidiomycota; Exobasidiomycetes; Georgefischeriales; Tilletiariaceae. The coding region runs from base 383 to 1087 and encodes 234 amino acids. Gene Ontology annotation, molecular function: oxidoreductase activity.
GCGGUCAGGUAUCUCAAUGGCUCUAAUUACAGAAAAAAAUCCAGCUCUCUCUUUCCUGCAAAAAUCAAAGAGCUCGCGCAAAUCGUAGCUCCGAGCAUAUCCAGCUUGGGACAGAGCGCUAGUGCAGCGGCCAAAAGCGCCCCCCCCCCAGCUCUUCUCACCUGGGUGAUCUGCGCCUCGGUACGACUUCAGGGAGAACAAGCAAAAUGUCGGCUUCCGCCUCCAAGCCGCACGCUGGUCUCUCCCUAUUCAGCAUUUUCGAGCUCAUUGCUCAGGGCCCAGACCUCGCUCCCGGGACCGCAGUCAAGCACAGUGAGCCUUUCAAGCCACGUGCAGCACUCACGAACGCUUCGUCCAUCUUGGUCCAAAGGGCUUCUUUGACAUGUGGCAGUUCACUGAGCUCGACGUCAAGGAUCCAGAUGAGCGCACCAAGGAAGGGGGCUGGAUGGACAAGUGGGACGAGCUUUUAUGGAUGGCGAUAUUGAUGAUGGGCGCUACAUCUAAACCUGGCAAACCGCUUACGCAUGACUUUUUCCUAAUACACAUCAACAACGCGGCACUAUUCCUGCCAUCGUUGCUUCCCGAAUUGAAACCCAUCUCUCGCGCGCAGCUCUUCCAAGCGCUCUUCCGUGCCGCAGUCCUCUUUUGGGUCAGCGAAGGCCGACCGUCGUUCUAUAUCACCUCGCGCCUCAAUACCAGCUCGGAUCACUCGUAUAACCCGAACGCCAGUGUCAAUUACGGCAAGGUGGCAGUUAUCGCGGAUUCGGAGCGCGCUAGUGGGAGCAAAAACAGUGCAUACCCCAGAGCCACCAGCGCUUGGUUUGACAUGUGUGCAGCUGCGAGUGUGCACAACGAUGAGCAUCUCACGAAGGCGGUGCGCACGCUGUCGUACUUUGCGCAGAACUUUGUUCAUCGGGCGCGUGGUGCGUUUUCGGUCCAAGUGGACGCUGUCAUGGCCGAGAUGACGAAGCGCGGCUGCUCGAUCGACAAGUACUCCACCAUCUACCACGGUGGGCUGGAUAAUCUGGACGGCACUGCGUUCGUUCGCGCAGCCGGACAGCUCUUCGAGACGCAAGGAUGGACCUGAGAUGACAACAAAAAUCUCUGGGACUACAAGGGCGUUGGCUUCGAGGAGACUUGGGAUAGCAGCUAGCAAUAACGCACUCUGUUCCGUCAAGUAAGGUGCUCCAAAAUGUUCUGCAUUCACUGCAAAGAGCUGGGAAUGUAAU